This is a messenger RNA of Seriola aureovittata, 7627 nucleotides long. RefSeq lists its product as uncharacterized. Gene Ontology annotation, molecular function: 1-phosphatidylinositol-3-kinase regulator activity. NCBI's taxonomy places the organism in Eukaryota, Metazoa, Chordata, Actinopteri, Carangiformes, Carangidae. The record is from RefSeq and is a predicted model, not a curated record. Bases 338 to 3145 code for a protein of 935 amino acids. The transcript has 10 exons. Gene Ontology annotation, biological process: intracellular signal transduction; phosphatidylinositol phosphate biosynthetic process. Gene Ontology annotation, cellular component: phosphatidylinositol 3-kinase complex.
ACACACACACACACACACCACCUCUUCACCACAUCCGUGUUGUCUGACCGGAGGAUGAGUCGGUAGGAAGCUAACAGCUAGCUAACGUUACCGAGCGGCGGCACCGGGCGGGCUUCUCAUGUCUGUUCAUGUUCUGUCUUCGUGCAGCGGAGACGUUACUGUCACGAACCGGUCCGGACGUUACAUGGCCGUCGGUCGGUGUUCCGUCGAGCUGCCCGGUUAGCUCGGCGGGAGGAUGCAGCCGCUAGCCGCCGUUAGCUCCGCAGCCGUUUAUUUAUCUCGGUGUUAUGUAAGCGCGGAGCCCGUGUAGCCGCGCAGCUAACGUUAGCCUGUCAGCAUGAACGACGCGCAGCAAGAAAUGUCUCCAGACUUCGUCCUGAUGCGGCUCGUGUCCGCGGCCGAGUACGACCGACUGGACGAGCCCGACGACCUGAUGUCCGGAGGCGGCGGGUUCGGGCCCGUUAAAGCCGUGCUGGGACACCACGGCGGCGGCGGGUUUGAUCUGGACACCAGCGGCCCCUCGGCAGGCCUCGGCUCGGCCUCCCCGCACUACAGCUCGCCGCUCCCCGGAAAAGGCGAGCUGGACGGCGGGCUGGUGUUGACGCAGGCUCCACCGGGCUCCGAGGCGCCGCUGUCCCCUCCGCCGCCCGAGGACUUUGCCGUAGCGGCUCAGCGCUUCGUGGACUUCCCGGUGCCGCACGGGCACGGCUCGGGGGGGCACGGGUCGAGGGCGCAGCUGAUGGUGUUUCAGAAUCUGCUGCGGUCCGGAGACCGGAUCCUGGAGUGCGGGCUGGAGCAGCCGCCCCCGGGGUUCCUCCAGGAGGGAGCAGAGAGACAGAGACAGCAGCUGGAUCCCGGAUCAGGUACGGGUCCCGGCAGCACAACAACUGGUCCCGGGCCUGGAGGCGGGAAGGACCAGAACUCACACUGCAUCCCAUCUGCAGAGGAAAACCUGCAACCACAGCAGCCGCAGCUGCUUCAGUGGCACCCGGUCCUCAGACUGUCCAAAGGGACCGAUGGGUCCCAUACUCCUCAGCAGGGUGUCCCGGCUCUGGACUCAGAGUCCGGGUCAGUCCUGUGCCACCGACACCGCCUGCUGACAGACCGACUAGCUAAGUGGCCCCCGGGUCUGCUGGACCAAGCCUUGCGUCUCGGCCUGCUGGAGCCCAGGAAGAACUGCUCCGCUGGGGGAGAGGACCCGGUCUUGGCCCUGGCCCGGAGGCUAGGUCAGCUGGGUGAGGGUAGGGAGGGCGGUGGAGGAGGAGGUGGGCGAGAGGAGAUGGUGCUCCCCCUCCCUCGGUGCUCUUGUCACAGCGUCCUGGCCUCGGGGUCGGGGGGCAUAGGGCCCGGCGAGGACCCGAGUGAGACCAGUGACGCUCUGCUGGUCCUAGAAGGUCUGGGGUCUGAGGAGGUGGGGGGGUUGGGUGAGGGUGGGGACAGGGAUGGAGGGGACAUGGGGGACGCUGAGAAGGGAGAGAGGAUGGGGGGUGUUGGCGGUGGGGGGACGUCUGGGGGGGCUAGGCAGGUGUUCUCCAGCGGGACUCUGAGCGGUCUGAUGAGGCAGGUCCACAGACUGGCGGAGGAGGCGGGGGUCUGCACGGACCAGAACUGCCGGUCCUCGUUGGCUGUCCUGGGCGCUGCAGUGUCCCUACCUCCAUGUGUGGACUCCCGCCCCCCCAUCAGCAGCACCACUACCCCCUGUCCGUACCUCCCUGUUCGCCCGCAGGCCCCCCAGGCUGCAGCAGCCCUCAGUGGUCUCCAAGUCUCCCCUGACCCCCUCCCCGACCCGAGCCACCGGCCGCAGCACCAGCACCAGUCCCGCUCCCAGCCCCAGAGCCGCGCCACCACCCCCAAACUCGGUGUGGCCUCGGGGGGAGCGGGGCGGUCUGCCUCCCCCCUAGUGGUCCUGGAGGGGGAGGUGGGAGGAGGAGGAGGGAGGGAGGGAGAGAAGACGCCGCGGGGAAAGUCAAGGAAAGGGGGGUCACUGAAGGUCCGGCUCAGCAAGCUGUUCAGAACCAAGAGCUCCAGUGGGGGGUCGGGGGGACUGCUGGACAAGAGGCCGUCCCUGGCCUCGUCCACCUCGUCCGGGGGGAGUCUGCUGGACGUGUGGGGGUCCACCUGCAGCACGGAGCAGGACAGCAGCAGGCUGCAGGUGUCCAGACCUCACAGUGCCUUCUCGCCGGUGCCGUUCACUCCUGCUUUCACUGGUGAGACAGUGUCUCUGGUUGAUGUGGAUAUUUCUCGGAGAGGGGGGAACUCUCUUCAUCCCCCGACUCCUCCUCCCCCGCCCAGACGGAGCCUCAGUCUGCUCGAUGAUUUCGGCGGCCCUCCCCAGCAGCAGGGGCCCUUUACAGAACGCAGUGUGGGGGCAUCGAUGCAAUCUCUGCCCCCCCGACCGCUGGUCCUGCCCCCCUCCCUCAGCACCAUCCAACACAGCCUGAGCCUCAACGACACCUUCCUGCGAGGUCUACCGAGGCCGGUCCCUCUGCGCCCCGACGGUCAGCACCCCCCGCCCCGGCUCGCCCCCCGCUGCCCCCUCAGCCGCCCCGACGCCAGCAGCUUCGCCACCAGCCUCAGAGAACUGGAGAAGUGUGGCUGGUACUGGGGGCCGAUGAACUGGGAGGACGCAGAGAUGAAGCUGAAGGGGAAACCAGACGGAUCGUUCCUGGUCCGAGACAGUUCAGACCCUCGAUACAUCCUGAGUCUGAGCUUCAGGUCACAGGGAGUCACACACCACACACGCAUGGAGCACUACAGAGGAACCUUCAGUCUGUGGUGUCAUCCAAAGUUCGAGGACCGCUGUCACUCGGUGGUGGAGUUCAUAGAGAGAGCCAUCAUGCACUCCAAGAACGGGAAGUUCCUCUACUUCCUGCGCUCCAGAGUCCCCGGUCUGCCCCCGACCCCGGUCCAGCUGCUGUAUCCGGUCUCCAGGUUCAGCAGUGUUAAAUCUCUGCAGCAUCUCUGCCGCUUCUGCAUCAGACAGCUGGUCCGUAUAGACCACAUCCAGGAGCUGCCGCUGCCCACGCCUCUCAUCUCCUACCUGAGGAAGUUUUAUUACUACGACCCGGAGGAGGAGAUCAUCCCCCCACUGAAGGAGCGGGGGCCGGAGCAGAGCAGCCAGCCGGGGGUGGAGGCCCAAACGUAGCACUGGAGUCUGAGGACGAGUUUUUUCUUUUCUUUGUUUUCUCCUCGUGUUUUUCGGACACUCGAUCAGCUGACUGAAGAACGUUCAAACAUUCAAACUGCACUCACAGACUUGCAGCCAAUCGGCUCCCUCCGCUCAGUCCUGUAUCCGGGGCGAGUUUCAGAUGAUCCGCCCUCCUCCUCCGGGCUCCCUGAUUGGCUCAUGGGGUGUCAAUGCAGGGGAGGGGAGGGAUUGGGGAUGUGGAGACUCCGCCUCUUGUCUGAUGUCAUCACCGAGCAGCUCAACUGAAGGAAACGUCGCCGUUAGCAACGGCGCUUAAAAAUGUGUAAAAGAAAAAAAAAACAAAGAACCUGCAGACGCCUCCAGGAUCCAGGAGCAUUGUGGGAGUUCUACAGACAGCUGGAGGCCUUUGGCAGUACUGGUCCAUGAUGUCUGAAUCCAGGCUCUCAGCCGGUCCACACCUGAGUCCACCUGAGUCCACCUGAGUCAUGGUGACGCUCAGCUGUUAAACCGUCCAGUUGGAACAGGUGAAAUCAGCCUCUGUCGUGUCGUUGUCGUUUCCUCACUGAUUUUAGAAUGAAUGUGUAACGUCUGAAGAAUUAAUUACAUAUUCACACCGCGGCCAUUUUCCUCUGACGUCACGCUCAGAUCCUCUCACUGAAAGGAUGAUGUCAUACUGCUGACUCUGACAGAUUGUUUCUAUUGAUGCUUCAUGAUCGAUGAGCAACAGAAAAGAUGAUGGAGAAUGAGAAUCUGAAGAGACGUCGACUCAUAUCUCAAGAUAAAGCAUUAGCUACAGCUAACGUUAGCAUCAACCGCUUCUUAGCUAGCAUUACUGUUUGACAGAGCUGCAUGAUACAAGAGAAAUAAAUCGAUUCUGAACAUCAACACGGAUCUCAGACACGUUUAGUUCAGUCUGUAAGUGAAACACAUUGGAUGGAAUCAAGCUAGCAAUGUAGCAUUAGCUGCCCUGCUAUAUAAGUUAGCAGUGAUGCUCCCCUGUCAUCAAAUCAAAUCAAAUUUAUUUAUAAAGCACAUUUAAAACAACAGCUGUACAAUCAGUAACAUAAAAACAACACAGCAAGAACACAAACUGGUGAAAACAGACAGAAAUGACAAAUCUCACACUGAGUCAAAGGCCAAAGAAUAAAAAUGUGUUUUAAGACGUGAUUUAAAAACAGGCAGUGAGGGGGACAGUCUGACACGUAGAGGCAGCUGAAAAGGCCCGGUCUCCCCGGAGCUGUAGCCUGGCACACCUGAGAGUGCGUAGAGGUACAUGUGCCACUAAAACAUCCGACAGGUAAAAUGGAGCGAGCUCAUGUAAUGAUUUAUAAACGAAAGUUAAAAUUUUAAAAUCAAUCCUGAAACGUACAGGGAUCCAGUGAAGGGAGGCCGGCACGGUCCCUGUUAAAAGACGAGCUGCUGCAUGUUGGACCAACUGUAGUCGUGAGAGGGAAUUCUGGGUAACACCAACAUAAAGAGCAUUACCGUAGUCAAGGCGGGACGAAGUAAGAGCAUGGAUGACUCUUUCAAAGUCAUUAAAAGACAGACACCCAGAUUUCUAACAGUGGAUUUUAGGUAUGGACUUACAGAGCUCGGGUCUGUGUGGGGGCCAACACAGUCAUGUGACUGUAUCAUUGAUGCAGGUUGAUUAUGACACCAGACAACAUUAGUUCAUGUUUAACCAGUGGAUUCAUGUGUCAUCUGAAAUCUUAAGCAGCGCUAAUACUGACAUUUAUGUUAAUAGCAAAGGUCACGUUUGCUAGCCUAGCAUUAGCUUCAGUGCUUCCAGUGGGGGUCGGUCUUCACCUUCAACAUCUGGAAAAUGUAUCUGCUCAUUCAUCGACGUGCUCAAAAGAAGGUGAAGUGAAAAAACACAGGAUUUAUUCAGACAUUAAAGUUCCCACCCUCAGUGUGACGUCAGAGGAAAAUGGCUGCCGUGUGAAUAUGGUCUAUGAAGGUGGAGUGGGGAGAAUCCGGCUGUGACAUCAUCAUCAGAUGUUUUGAUUAAAGCUGAAACAGCUGAGGACAAACAGCUGAUUCUGGAUCCUGACUUAGAGACGUUCAAUGACUCUAAAACUCCGUCAUAUCAAACUCCACAGAGACGUUUUCCUCAGGAUGACCAUGGACACUAGCUGAAAGCUCUGACCAGCUUUUACAGUAGAUGUUCAUCUGGUUCAUUUCUCACCUGGAAAACAAACUGAAUGAGAAAACACGACGCAGCAGCAGGACCUGAGCUCAGGUGGACUCCUGAUGUCUCAUGAGACCAGACUGACAAACGUCUCCCAACUCAGUGUUGUGUUAAACCGUCUCACCACCUGGUCUGGACCUGGUCCGGAUCAGGUCUGGAUCUGGUCCGGAUCAGGUCUGGAUCAGGUCUGGAUCAGGUCUGGGCAUCUACACUUCCCUGAUACCUGGUGACCUGAUGAAGACAGUGAGACACAGUCAAAAGCUCCAGAAGUGAACGGACCUGGUGUUGAGACGGUUUCAAUGAGUGAAGACUGUUGGUUCUGAAGCUGCUGCUCCUCGCUGUCGCACUGUGGAUCGUUUAUCAGGUACUCCACAUGUUCUGCUGCUCCGAGGCCAGACUGAGGUUUUGGGGUGUGGGUGGUUACCUGGGUUACCUGGGUUACCUAGGUUACGUGGUCCGGCUCCAGCAGCCUCCUCCUCUGCUGGCUCUGAAUCUGAUCCACUGACCCGGAGUCAGUGGACCCUCAGAGAGAGGAGUGUCAUGUGACCGUGUCUCAUCACACCUCAGUGACCCGGGACCCUUUGUGUUGUGGUUAAGACGCUGGUACCAGGGCUGACCCCAAUGUUUGUUGCCUUGGUAACCAAUGUCCAAAUUUGUAUUUGAAUGCUUCGGGUUUUUGUUGUUGAUGUUUUUUUUUUGUUUGUUUUUUUUUUUAAAUUAAUAUAUUUGCAUCACCACAGAAAUCCCACAUUAUUUAUUACGCUGCAUUAAUUCUUAUUAUUAGUUAUUCUCAGACAAGGACGUUCAAUCUCAGUGAUGACUCUCAGCUAAUGAGACCAUGUGAUCAUGUGACCAUAUGACAACCACACUACACAGAUGUGGAUCUGUGAAGAUGAAAUCUGAACUGACCUCAGGAUUUUCACAGUAAAAGUGUUUUUAUUUGUUUGCCACCGUUUUCUAAAAAUAUCUGUUGGCUCGUCUUAAAAGUUUUUCUGAUGUCAGGACCUGAGAACCUGAGAACCUGAGAACCUGAGGACCUGAGAACCGGAGAACCGGAGAACCGGAGAACCAGGGUCUCCUGGAACGAACCGACCUCGGCUAAAGUCAAAGGUUUUUAACAAGCACUUUGUCUGAAGCAAACUGAGGCUACAUCCACACGAAACAAUCUCUGUCCACACUAACACGCCUAAAAACACUCACCUACACUGAGCAUGUGCAAGCUGGUGUAAACAGGAAGUAGAUUGUCUCCAGCAAAGACAGUUGUAGCAUUAAAACAGAGAAUGUAAGUGAACAACAGCUGCAAAGACAACAAGGUCAGUGACACUGUCAUUCACCAUCAUGUUGUAUUCACCACUGGUAGUCCAGGCUGAUGACAGCCAAUCAGGAGAGACCGUGGCUGUGACCUCAUCGUUUACAAAGGUCUCAGUUUCUGUUCAGACUACAACACAACCCCAGAGUUUUCAAAAUAAAACACAACACCAGAUAUUUCAAAAUAAAACAGAUCCUGCAGCAUUUCCAAAAGUCUGUUUUGGGGACUGAAAAGCUCUGGAGUAGUUUGGACCGGAGGAGGAGACGUAGUAGUUUGGACGUAGCCUCAGGUCUUCAACCUGAUGAGCUAUCAAUCAGUGACUAAAACAGUCUCAGGUCUCAGGUCGGGUUCGGGUUCUGGUCUUACGGAUGCAGGGAUCUGUCUUGAAUCUAAAAGAGCACAGACCUAAAAGACACAAUCCUGCACAUGUUCUUUUCUUUGUUUGUGUUUGUCCCUGGUUUAAAAUGAUGAAGAGCUGUCACUGACACAUGAUGAUGAUGAUGACGAUGAUGAUGGUUUGUAGCUAUUCUGACUCCAGAGCAAAACCAGGAUCCUGGAGGCGAGAGCUGCGGCACUGUUACCAAAAAACAAACAAUAAACUAAAAGAAGAAGAGGAGGAACGAGGAUUACCGUGACGACUACUGAACUACGUUACCUUGACGAUGUUUCACUGGAACGAGCCGGUGUUUGGACGGACUGGACUUUCAUUGAUCCAGACGCUGGUUCUGAGUGAGUUCUGUCCCAGCAGAGACUGGGAACACUGGGAACACUGGAGCUGGGACUCGAGAACCCUGUGGGGACACUUCCAUGAUGUCAUAAGUGAAGGGGGGGGGGGGGCACUGUACUGCACACUGAGGGCCUGAAGGAGAACUGCUGAACAGAUGAAAUGUUAUUUUUGGUGUGGAGGAACAGUGACGUUGUGAUCUGUCAUCUUUGGUGCAUUUUUGUGCAGUCACCUGUUAAUAAAACAGUGUGGGCGGGG